This is a messenger RNA of Miscanthus lutarioriparius, 660 nucleotides long. The record is from the annotation of a GenBank genome assembly. Lineage: Eukaryota; Viridiplantae; Streptophyta; Magnoliopsida; Poales; Poaceae.
AUGGGGCGGCUCGAGAUCGAUUGGGACGAUUUGUUCGACAACUCGUCCACCGACCACGAGGAGGGCAUCUACUUGGGCUCCCCAUCGCCGGCGGCCGCUAAGCGGGCGCGGGUGGGGCCGGCGGCCACUAAGCGGGCGCGGGCGGGGGCGGAGGGCGUCGCGAGGGCGUCAUUGGGCGACGAACAGCCGCGAGGGACCCAAGCCCUCCACCUGAGGUUGGAAGCACUGUGCAGCGAGCUCGAACGACGCGUGGUGACCCGCGCGUCCGCGAAGACAGCUGCUGAUCGGGGACAGGAUACUCGUUCCGCUGCCGAGAAUGUACACAAUUUCAAUCAAGAGGAUGAGCAGGGGGAACAUGUGGCCUGUAAAUGCUGUCUCAAGUCAUCUCCUGUUUUAGUCAGAAGAAAGAAGAAUCAUGAGCAGGCUGAUGGCCAUCGCAAAAGGGUUCCUCGUGCUGCAGCGAAGAAUGACGACAAGGAACCUGCUGCUCCCCCAGAGGAAAUCUUUGAGGCGGUCAGAGAGAUACCGAGCUUGGAGCGUGCUGGUUUACUGAGAGCCUACAGCAUGCUCAUCCGUGAUGAUCGUUUGUUCAGAUCUCUAAUGGUGCUGCCUAAGGACAUGAGGAAGGACUGGCUGCUCAUGGAGAUCGAGAACCAGUGA